Notodromas monacha is the source of this 2402-nucleotide messenger RNA. NCBI's taxonomy places the organism in Eukaryota, Metazoa, Arthropoda, Ostracoda, Podocopida, Cyprididae. The record is from the annotation of a GenBank genome assembly.
AUGAAAAUAUCUUCUUCAGUUGGCAUCGAGUGCCAUUCGUUAACGGAUGAUCUGUUGGGCCUGAAAUUUUGGCGGUUGACUUUGAUGGCGUUCCUGAGGAUUGUGACGUUGUUGCUGUGGUUGCUGGUCGGUGCAGGUGCGGACUGCGGUCUAGACGACUGUGUUUUCAAGUGUUGGGACAUUUGCGGAGAGGAGGUGCGGGACGCCAGCAGUUACAGACGUCUGGUGACAUUUGUCGGGUUGACACUGUUUUUGGACUGCGUUGGUCAGGCGGAUCUCAAGGGGAGUUUUUUGACAAUGUUUGCCAAGAUGGGAAUAACAGCUUUCUUGUUUCUGCAGGAGGUGAAGCUGGUGUUGCCGACGGUCUGCGUCAGGCGUCGUGUCGACAUGGAUCGUGUUGUGAUGCCGUGGAGGUGGUGCAAGGAGGUUGUGCCCCCCAAACCGGAGAUCUCAACGGCGGCAGUUCCGCCGGUGGUUGAGGAGCCUUGCCCUGUGGCGCCAACGGCCAACCUGGCGGUCGUACACGUGCCGGCAAGCAAAACGCCGUUCGUGGUUCGGGCGCCGCCCUUGAGGCAGCAAAGCGUCGGAGUGGCCCAUGAGGUGCCACACGUCAUUAAGGCGCUGUUGUCCACGCCCAAAGUGACUGUGAACAUCAAACAUGGUGUUGCCCACGUUGAAGCGGAUGUGGACUUGUGGACCGCUAUGGUCUUGGUUUUCAUGGGCCUUGGAGGUGCUGGGGCUACGUCUUUGGCAGUCUUUUUGGUCUGGCUUGUGAAGUUCAUCAGGGACAAGAUGGCGUUCCUGAGGAUCCUGGUGUUGCUGGUCGUCGGUGUUGCGGCUGCCGGGGCAGACUGCGGUCCCGAAGAUGGAGUGUUUGUGUGUUGGGACGUCUGCGGCAAGGAGGUGAGGGGCGCCGGCGGCUACGGGCCCCGCGUGACGUUCGUCGGGGCGACGCUGUUCUUGGACUGCGUCAGGCAGGCGGAUCUCAAGGAGGUGAAGCUGCUGUCACCAACGGUCUGCGUCAGACGUCGGUCCGAGAUGGAUCGAGUGGUGACACCAUGGAGGUGGUGCGAGGAGGUCGUGCCACCCGAGCCGGAAGUUUCGACGGCGGCAGUUCCGCCGGUGGUUGAUGAGCCUUGCCCAGUGGCGCCGACGGCCAACCUGGUGGUCGUCCACAUGCCGGCGAGCAAAACACCUUUCAUGGUUCGGGCGCCGCCUUCGACGCAGCAAAGCGUCGUGGUGGCCCAAAAGGUGCCACACGUCAUCAAGGCACCGUCAUCGACGCCGGAGGUGACGGUCAACAUCAAGCAUGGUGUUGCGCACGUCGAGGCAGACGUGGACCCGUGGACGGCGAUGGUCCUGGUCUUUAUGGGCCUUGGGGGAGCUGGAGCCACAUCUCUGGCUGUCUUUUUGGUUUGGCUGGUUAAGUUCAUCAGGAACAAGAUGGCGUUCCUGAAAAUGCUGGUGCUGCUGAUCGUCGGUGUUGCGGCUGCUGGAGCAGACUGCGGUCCAGAAGACAGCGUCUUCAAGUGCCGGGACGUUUGCGGAGAGGAGGUGCGGGACGCCGGCGGCUACGGACGUCGGGUGACGUUCGUCGGGUCGACGCUGUUUUUGGACUGCGUUCAUCAAGCGGAUCUCAAGGAGGUGAAGCUGGUGUCGCCAACGGUCUGCAUCGGGCGUCGAGUCGACAUGGAUCGUGUCGUGACGCCUUGGAGAUGGUGCAAGGAGGUUGUGCCACCCGAACCGGAGAUCUCGACGGCGGCAGUUCCGCCGGUGGUUGAUGAGCCUCGCCCAGUGGCGCCAACGGCCAACCUGGCGGUCGUUCACGUGCCGGUGAGCAAGACACUGUACGUGGUAUGGGCGCCGCCCUCAACGCAGCAAAGCGUCAUGGUGGCACAAGAGGUGCCACACGUCAUCAGGGCACCGUCGUCGACGCCGGAGGUGAUGGUCAACAUCAAACAUGGUGUUGCGCAUGUCGAGGCGGACGUGGACCCGUGGACGGCAAUGGUCCUGGUUUUCAUGGGCCUUGGGGGAGCUGGAGCCACAUCUCUGGCUGUCUUUUUGGUUUGGCUGGUUAAGUUCAUCAGGAACAAGAUAUCAGGGCUAGAUCCCCAAGAGUUUCAACAUUUAGACAAGUCAUUGUACAUGCGGGAACUGGUGCAGAUGCUGACGCCAGAGGAUCAGCAGGAUCCGGAAGCCCAACCAGUGGUAGAUCUGUUGGGGCUGGAAGAGACGGAUAAACCCGUCGAAGAGAAGAAGGAGGAAGAACUGGUCCUUGAGGACAACAACCCUUUCAAGGAAAUGUUGAACGCGUAACAGUUUAAGAAUGCGUCAAAAAGAGUGCCAUUUUUUGUACCCGCGUUUUUAUAUGGGUCAAGGCAAUAGAGAAAUUGUAAAAAGAA